Molecule: messenger RNA, 546 nt
Organism: Vitrella brassicaformis
Lineage: Eukaryota; Vitrellaceae
Source: the annotation of a GenBank genome assembly
AUGCACGACGAGACGCUCAGGCUCAUGAACCAGGGCUACACACCGGUGGGCGACUUAGACACAUAACAUGGAGGCAGGCACCCAGGCACCCACGCGGGCAGGACGCCUCCCUGUCUGCCUGCCUGAUUCAGGUCGAAGUUGGACAACUUCAACGACUUCGAGGGGUGCUCCUUUCCCACCGUGUUUCCCUACGGUAAACUAUGGCAAACGUGCCUGCCUGCCUGCCUGCUUAUUCACUCCCUCUGUCGUCUUGCUGCCUGUCUGUCUGUCUGUCUGUGGGAGUAUGUGCCAACAGGUAUCGGCAUGUUCGCUCCGAACGAGUCAAAAGACAUGAGCUUCAUCGAGUACUGCCAGUAUCUCAAGGCGCAGUAUCGGCCACCGACUGCGGUCAACUGGCACCUGUGGGCAGACGCCAUGAUGGCCGCCCUGCCAGAGUAUGCGCAGCGCCACCCACAGGACGAACGCCUCAAGACCGUCAUGCCCGCCUCACAGGGGGCAGACGAGCCGAAGCAGCCGACGGGUGAGAGUGGCUGUGUGGUGGGUUAG